AGGAAGGGAAAAUGUGGUCCUCGCAGCUGCUAUCAGUGGCAUGUUUGUCUCUAGCAGCCAAAAUGGAGGAAACAAGGGUUCCACUUCUGUUGGACUUGCAAGUAUUAGAACCGAAAUUCAUGUUCAAGCCAAAAACAGUUCAACGGAUGGAGCUCUUGGUCAUGGCUGCUCUCAAAUGGCGAUUGUGUGUCAUAACGCCAUUCGACUUCUUGGAUUAUUUCUUCGAAAAGCUUCCAUGUCUUGAUACAAACGUAAAUCGCUUCAAUUGCUUUCUCUCACGAAUCUCAGACCUUAUUCUCGCCUCGUGCAGAGUCACUGAUUACAUGGAUUAUACACCAUCAACAAUAGCAGCAGCUGCAGUGCUUUUGGCGACUGAUCACAAAACAAUUAGCUUUCACGAGAGAGUAAGCAAUGAAAGGGUGAAAAGAUGUCAGCAACUCUUGAAGGUACAUUUGAUCCAAAUGUGUCAACAAGCUGCAGGCACUGAGCAGCAAUUAUUGAAACCAGCACCACCUAGUCCUGUUGGAGUGCUCGAUGCAGCAAGUAGUGGAAGAAGUAAUACUCAGAAGUUUCUCUCAAUGACUCCAAGUCAAGAAGAGACUAAAGAUUUGAGAGAGAGAAGAAAUGGAGAGACUGUGGCUACCUUAUGAGUUUUCUAAUUAUUUUAUAUUUACUUCAUUUAUUUUUAUUAAUUUUGUUUUUUUUUUUUUUUUGGAAAAUGGCUUUAUUCAUUGUGUGAGAAUAUUGAGUGGAAACAUUUUUCAUUGUGUAUCAUGAUGUAACUGUAAAGAAGUUUGGUUUGUUUGCACAAAAAAAAAAAAAAAAAAAUUCAUAUUGUACUAUACAAGUUUUUGCAAGUCCGUCCUUAGUAUUGCAAUUGCCUUCCUCAGUCCUUAGUAUUGCAAUUGCCUUCCUCAACUAUCGUUGCAUGAUAAAGGGAACAAAUUGCAACAUUUUCACAAUACUAGUGGUUAAAAGAAAAGUC
Cornus florida is the source of this 985-nucleotide messenger RNA. Its product is annotated as cyclin-D2-1-like. Gene Ontology annotation, cellular component: cyclin-dependent protein kinase holoenzyme complex; nucleus; cytoplasm. Gene Ontology annotation, biological process: mitotic cell cycle phase transition; regulation of cyclin-dependent protein serine/threonine kinase activity. Gene Ontology annotation, molecular function: cyclin-dependent protein serine/threonine kinase regulator activity. The transcript has 3 exons. The record is from RefSeq and is a predicted model, not a curated record. NCBI's taxonomy places the organism in Eukaryota, Viridiplantae, Streptophyta, Magnoliopsida, Cornales, Cornaceae. Bases 12 to 650 code for a protein of 212 amino acids.